Struthio camelus australis is the source of this 7676-nucleotide messenger RNA. Lineage: Eukaryota; Metazoa; Chordata; Aves; Struthioniformes; Struthionidae. The record is from RefSeq and is a predicted model, not a curated record.
CCAAAAUCACUCCAACUGUUGCCAAAGAUUUGGGCUGAGUUUUUUUUCCCGAGAUGUUUAAAUCCAGAGAUAUUGAACUGCUCUUUGAGUCCCUGACUGUUCUUUAUUAAAGCCUGGUGUUUUCUAAGGAGUUUAAGCGCGUGCUGUCGUUUUCCUUGUUUCCUUGGAAAAGUGGUGUUACCUUGUUCUUUCUCUGUCUUGGAUUUUGUAGCGAAAAUGCUGAGUUUUUUCCGGCGAACCCUUGGACGGCGGUCUAUGCGCAAGCAUGCGGAGAAGGAACGGCUAAGAGAAGCCCAAAGAGCUGCAACCCAUAUCCCUGCAGCUGGGGACGCAAAGUCCGUCAUUACCUGUCGAGUGGCACUGCUGGACGGAACAGAUGUCAGCGUGGACUUGCCGAAAAAAGCCAAAGGCCAGCUGCUGUUUGAACAGAUCAUGUAUCAUCUGGACCUUAUAGAGAGCGACUACUUUGGAUUAAGGUUCAUGGAUUCCGCACAAGUGGCGCAUUGGUUGGACAACACAAAGAGCAUUAAAAAACAAGUUAAAAUUGGCCCACCUUAUUGUCUGCAUUUUCGUGUAAAGUUUUACUCAUCAGAGCCCAACAAUCUACGUGAAGAAUUAACAAGAUAUUUAUUUGUUUUGCAGCUAAAACUGGAUAUUCUUAGUGCAAAAUUGGAAUGUCCUUUUGACACAGCUGUCCAGCUGGCAGCUUACAACAUGCAAGCGCACAGAAGUUCUUGUUAAUAUCUUCUGUCUUUGUUGGGGACAUCGCUUGACAUCCUUGCUGAACAUGUCCCUGAACUGGUGUCUGAGUUCAGGUUUGUGCCCACUCAGACUGAAGAGAUGGAGCUAGCCAUUUUUGAGAAGUGGAAGGAAUGCAGGGGGCAAACGCCAGCACAAGCUGAAACUAACUACUUGAACAAAGCUAAAUGGUUGGAAAUGUAUGGUGUAGACAUGCACAUAGUCAAGGCAAGGGAUGGCAAUGAUUACAGCCUUGGACUAACCCCUACAGGAGUUCUUGUCUUUGAAGGAGACACCAAGAUUGGUUUAUUUUUCUGGCCAAAGAUAACAAGGCUUGACUUCAAGAAAAACAAACUCACUUUAGUUGUUGUUGAAGAUGAUGAACAGGGAAAGGAGCAGGAGCACACUUUUGUUUUUAGGCUGGAUCAUCCCAAAGCCUGCAAACACUUGUGGAAAUGUGCAGUGGAGCAUCACGCCUUCUUCCGGCUCCGAGGUCCCGUCCAGAAAAGCUCAAGUCGAUCUGGCUUCAUUCGGUUAGGAUCCCGGUUCCGAUACAGUGGGAAAACAGAAUAUCAAACUACCAAAACCAACAAAGCCAGAAGAUCCGCAUCCUUUGAAAGGAGGCCCAGCAAGAGAUAUUCAAGACGAACACUACAAAUGAAAGCCCAUGUUGCUAAACUUGAAGAAACAAGUAUUCCAAACAAUGCUGUUACUAACCAAAAUAAUGGAUCACAACCAAGUUGGAACGCAAAGCCGAAUUUACCUGUCCUAACAGCAGUUCCUUCUGCCCCAGUCUUAGUGGAAAUAGAAAACCUCCCAAGGAGCCCUGGGACCAGCCAGCAAGACAAGAAGUGUGUACCUCUUGUUGAUUUACUGGACAGCGAGGAGUUGCCAGAAACUUGCGUUGAUGAUGCCAUAGGCCAUCCAGGUGUUGGCUUGACCACAGGAGUUUCGGAAGAGGCUGCUGGUUGCCCUCAUCCUGGCACAAAGGAAACUGCCGUUGAAAGAGCAGACCCCGAUUCAUUUGAAGAUACGCUCCUACAUCUGAAACAGCUGGAGACAGAGCACAGCAGCCCCAUGCCAACUGCCUGUCCCAACAUAAACAUAAAUGUACAGGAUGAAGUGGUAAAGCUGACAGAUAAGUGUCUUAACAAUGCAAUUGAGAGCCCAAUACCAGCAACAGCGUGGCUUCCAUCAGACAUCAAAAGCAAUAUCCUGAAGGCCCAGGCAGAGACAGGACACAAGGUCACAAGAGAAGACAGCCUAACGGGUAUCAAGAAUUCCAAUAUGCAGGAUGCCGCUGUCAGGAGCAUUCCAGCAGGCAAAACCCAGAGCAGUCCCCCAGCGACCAACCCAGGAUUUCAAGAACCAAGAGAGCUGCUGAAAGCAAUCUCUGCCUCAAGUGCUAUCAUUCUUAAUGCGUUAAAUGAGGACAACGCUGCCUCUAACCACGAAGAGUUGCUGAUUCCAGCUGAUCUGGCUCCAGCUGAAGAGGCUGCUGUUUUAAAGACCACUCCAGGUGACCAGGACGUUUCCUUAACAUCACUGACAGAGAAUCUAAUUGACUUUACAGAAGCCACCCCACGGGUGUCUUCCCAGCCCAUGAUAACCCCAAGGUGGAUAGUGCCAACAGGAUUGAUUUCCAAUGGGCCUUUGGGAAUUGAUGUUGCCUUAGCUCUGAAGGCAGUGAAAGGCAGCACGGAGGCUCUGUCGUUGCCAGCUGGAUUGCCGCCAUCCCAGCAGACACCUGAAGGCCUUGCAAGCCCAGUAACUGAGGAUGCUACAGUAAGGACGAAAUGUUUACUCACCACUGAACUCUAGAGGAAGGACCUUCUGCACUUCCCACCUUGUGAAAACUCAAACCUAACAUCUCCGAGGGAAGGACUUGUUUGGGAUCAAGCUCUUGCUGAAUUGGGAGUCAAACAACCAGCUGUUUUGCUAGGAUUCAGGAAGAGACUUUCACGUUUUAUUGCAAUCCAACUGGAAUUACAGGAUGACCCAGGAUAUAAAACCACAUGAAAGUCUGAUCUUCUCCCUCAGGAGAGGUGAAAUACCACACCAGAGCUAGUUCUGACCAUAAGGAACAAAAUCUAGUUGUGUUCCGUUCAAACUAGGUUUAGUCUUACUUUUACCUGUGCUGCUUCAUAGGCGUUAAUGGAAAGAGUUCACUGUGUAUUAGCUAAGUAGUGUUUGAACACUGCAUCCCAGGGCUUGAUAGAUUAAUAAGAGGAAGAUUAGGAGACCUUUUAGGGCCACCUUGUGGCCGUACUGCAUGUGGUGACUCACAGUAGUGAUGACUGUUUUGUAUAGCCAAGAUCAUUUUCGUCUGUGAGAUUAUUUCCUCUAUUUUUCCUUUGUUUUACCGGCACAUACAUACCUUCUUAGCCUUAAAACCCUUUAUAAUCUUUGCGCCUCUUGUUACAGUACCUGGAAAGAAUGAGAAUCUAGUCUGUGAGAAAUCAGCCGCUUUUGCUGGAUGUGAGCUGCACUUUGCAACCAGGAAAAGGAAAACUAACCUGCCAAACAGCUUAUAGCAUUAGUAGAGUACAGCAGAGGUCCCACAUUUUGACCCUGCUGAUUUCAUUUCCUGUAUGACUCACAUACGUACAUUUUAGUCUACAGAUGUGUAUUUAGUUUUGAAUGCUGAAGCAGUGAAGGUAUGAGUACAGCUUACUUCAGGAAUUGCUUGCUGGUUAAUUUUGUUAUUUAGGGCUAGGGAGGAAAGGACUUUUCUUGUUUCUUUUCAUAUUGUUUCUAGGUGUUGUUUCCAGAUGCUGUGCUUUGGGAAUACCUGUCAGGUGUGUUAGCGGCAUGAGGCUACAACUAGACAGUUCUUAACACCACCUCAGAACCUGGCUCCACGUCUCUUCUGAUAGGUGUUUGUGGAACAAAGAGUAGAAGGAAUAAGAUGAAAACAGGAGAAUAAGAUGAAAACAGGAGAAUAACAUGAAAAGCUUCCAAAAGCAAUUCGCUCCCUUCAAUGGUAGGAAGAUAGGUGCACUUGCAAGAGCAUGCUCCACAGUGCUAGUGAAGGCCUUUUGGUGCUGAGGUGAGGUAUAGGAUAUGAUAUGUAUGGUAUGGAGAGCUCACUCGAGUCCUGGGCAACAGGAUCCUCCUCAUAUGGAAACGUAGAGGUGAUCCCAUAGACCCUGGGAAUACAUCCUGUGAAAAAUACCAAUGCAGAGUCAAAAGAAGGAGAAAUGUAGAAGCCCAGCAAUGAAUUCCACAUCUCCUAAAGGGAAGUGCAGAUUGAACAACUGCAGUUGUCCCGCCUUGGGAAGAGGCUUGUACAUAUGGCUGGGGUUGGAGGAUGUUUUCUGCAUAGUGCUGCUGUUUAUAAAUAUUUAUAUACAUGUGUUUCUUAGAAACAAUUCUAAAUGUGAAAGUUAGUUCUCAAACCUGUAUGCACAGCUUCACUCCCGCACACCUGCUGUGUUUAUGUUUCUCAGCAUAGACAAAGAGUUGGACCAAACCACUGUGGGUUGUGCGACUCCGCUGGUGUCCCGCUAGGCUGCUGCCUUCAGACUAGGGUGUGUCUUGGAUGUUUGUACUACUGCUUUUGUGCUCUUGUUUGCAAGACGUUGAAUGAGAGCGUUAAGGACAAAACCACUCGACAUUUACAUGGCCCACUGCCACUCCUCAAAACCCCAGAGGCCUUAAUAGAGAAACAUAGAAACCGUUGGGAGCUCUGAGGACUGACGUACCAGAGUGACUCUCUGCAGACAGUAUUUGCAGCCGUUGCCUCAAGAGCCAGGAGUCGAGAGUGAUGACAGGCACUUCAGGUUCCCCCUCCUUACCCGAUGCGUAACAGGGACGCGCUCCCUGCUCACAGCACUGCCGGCCACGGGGAGCUGCUGUCCUGGACCGAGGGGAGUGUCUGCUCGCCAGCCCUUCUGCUCUGUCAUUGUUACUUCCAGUUGAGUAUUGGCUUUUUUUAUACUUUUAAGUCUGAGCCUUGUUGCAUAUUAAAAUGUGGAAGGUUCCUGAUUCAGAUACCAAAUGCCUUGGUCUGGGUUAAUUCAGUUGCCAGCAAAGUUCCUGCAGGAAAAGGGAAGCUAUGGCUGUGGCAGUAUGCUUCCUGCACAAAGCCAGGACUGUGUGGGGAAUCUUGGCAUUUGCUAUUGAUCUGUUUGCUCAGCAGCUGAGCUGGCAUUCGCCAGCUACAUGUGUGGGUUUUGUAAAUAGACAGAAUGCAGUAGCGUUUUCUUUAAGGCAUGUUUGAUAUUUGACUCUUCCCAUUGGGUUCAGGAGCUCUGUGAACUGUUAGCGUGGAUGUCUCCCAAAAGUAAAACAACACAAGUUUGCAGUUUACAACACUGUGUGCUAAGUACUUAGAUUCCUCCACAGGAAUCACAUCCAGUAAAUAACAUGUGGUGAGGCAAGUGUCCCCCUAAAAUCUAAAUGGUUCCACGUAGCAAACUGUUAUAAUUGUAGUGUGACUUGGGUGGGGGGGACUGUUGUAUACAUGCAAACACAUAUAAAGGAAAAUUCCAAUUGCUUUCAAAAUGUUGCAUUUUUACUCAAGAGGACUAAUAGACUAAUGCUUGGAGCCUUCUUUAAAAAUUCAAACUUUUCAAGAGUCCAAUUGGGGACCUACAAAAUUUCUAGUAACAGAGAGUUGCAAGUCCAACUCUUUCCAGUGAUGUCCUGUUACUUGGAGCAAAUAUUCACUCCAUUUAACUCAACCUAGCUUAUUUAGCAUUCUAAAUCACUGCUUAUAUAGGGAGACCAGAGAGACUAAGACAGUUGUGUGAUCUGAACAGACACACAGUUAGAUGUCUGAGCAUCCUAUGGUUUUACAUCACUAUUUUACUUAAAACACUAUAGUUAUGCUGCUGUUUUAUGACUGACUAACAAGUAAUGUAGCAUUACUUCUCUCACCUUUACUUUAUCAAACAAAUAGGCAAACUGGUUCCUGCAUUUAAUACUGUAAAGUAUCAGUAAAUGCCUUUGUGCCACUGGGAAAAAAGGGAUUUUCUUAACAUUGUGAUACUAUCGAUUGAUUCAUCCUCUAAAAGGUUAUGUUUUGGUAUUUAUUUAUUUUAAGGGAUUCAUAUAUAAAACUCUUCCCUAUUGUGUGAACCUGAAGUUGGGACAUGGCAAGCCUGCCAACCACUUAGAAGCUUUGAAUGUUGAGAGAAAAGAGUAAAGGCAGCUACAUGUUGUGUUCCAGGCAUUUGGAAAAAGCCUGUUUCCCCCAUAAAAGGGUUGUUUUUUUCCUUACGAAGUUACCAUCUACUGACUUAACUGAUGCGUGCUCCAGUUUAUACUUACUAACUUGCCUUAUACCCUUUUGCUGUGUGUGCCUGUAAUGCUGAUCAGAUGGGCAUUAUUCCAUUAUUAAUUCCAUUAUUAAUUAAAUGAAGAAAAGUAAUUGGAUACUUUGAAAGGUUGUAUAGAAAUCUUAAAUUUAUUUUACAAACCCACAACUUAAAAAAUAAUUAACCUUAUGAACAUGAACUCCGUUUUGGUCUCACUCAUUUGGCUUGACAGUAAGAGACUGGAGAGUCUAAAUACACCGAGUAAAUGGUGAAUACCUGCAUCUUAUAACUAUAUGCUUUUGAUAUCAGAAUUAAAACGCAGGACCUCUUACCCCUUGAAUUAAGGGAAGCUCUUCUUUAGUUCAGCAGUAAUGGGCUUUAAAACUAGGUAAGUCAAGUGAUACAAAACACUUAAAUGAUAAUGAGUCCCAGUUAAUGCGUUAGCUGGGAUGCAUCUAAUUUUAAGCUUACGUUCCAUGCGUAUUUUGUCAGAGCCAGACAGCUGUGUGAAAGGUAUGUUUUGAACAGUUUUCUGGACACAGAACUUUGGCAAGGAGAAAAUUUGCUGCAGCAGAAGAAGAGCUCAGGUGAGCAGUCCAGUUACACUGGGCUCUCUUUCCACAAACUCUUUUCAGCCCUGUGUCUGCGCCUAGCUCAUUCCUGUUUCUUGCACGCAAAGCUGUACUAUUAAGAUCACCCUUUCCUUCACAAACGGUAUGGGAUACAUUUUUCACCUUGUGAACAUGUUCUCACACAGCCCAGACUGUCUACAGAUUGAGCGUUAACAGCUCAGUCUCAUGACCAGUUAGCAUUUAAAGCUUAACUCUCUGGGCACACAGAGGUGUUCAGUAGUCUAGAACAUUGUAGUAAAAUGAUAUAGCUGUUAAGAUGGUUGUAUCACAGCUUUCAAAUGCAGCUGGAAAAUCAUAACUUUUAUACCCCCCACUCCCCCCAAGAAAAAGAAAAAAAUCCAUGCUAAUGGCCUUUCAGUGACGCAGGUAUAAUCCCUGUGUGCUUGGUCUGAACGUUAGCACUAUAGAAAUAACUACAGCGCCUUUCGCACCACACUCAAAAUGGAAGUAGAAUUAGUGAGAUUUCAUUAAUUACGCAAUCUUGCCACAGUAUUAAGGAGAGAAAUUCAAGCCAUUGGAGUAGCCUGUUUGAGAGUCAGGAUCCUUCAUUCAUCAUCACGUUUGGCUCUGUGCAUCUACAGGAAAUGAGCAGUGAGUAUUGCUCCGCGUGUAGUAAAGGCAGACCCUGCACAGGAGGGAGCAGAGUUCACCUCCAUUAUACUGUUUGGCUCGAGCACUUUGCUUCGCACACACCCACACACCCCUCUACCUGUAACUGGACAAACUUAUUUUUGAAGUAUGUAAGAAUAUUUUUUUAGAUAGAUAUUUUUUGUUAAAGCCACACUAACUACUGUAUUUUUACCUUUUAUAUGUAAAGCUUGGCAAUAGCUCUCAAUGUAUAAUUUAUUUGAUUUUUAUAAAGUGCACCCUCUUGCUUCUGUCUUUCACAACGGUAGCGGUGUAUGAACUGUUUUAGGCGCUGCACUGAGAUCUGUAUUGAAACUGUACAUGGGAACAAGAAACUGUGAUUUGUAGUCCACUCAACCCAAUCUUGAAAUGUUUAUACUGUAGUUUUGUCUUAAAUAUACCACGUCAGUGCAAAAGU